AGGUGCAGCAUCUGAAAAAACAAGAUGUUCUUCAAGACAGCCUCUUGCGAAUCAAGGUCGUCUGCUACACGCCGGGCACUUCACCUUGUGAAGCGAGCAGAUCCAGUCCAGCUCCGCAAUGUCUUCAGUAAACAUGCGAGCAUUGAGCGGGGAGGGGAGCGUUUCAUGACGCCCGAGGAUUUCAUCAGAGGCUACCUCAACAUGCAGCCUGAGAGGAAUUACAAUCCAGAUACCCUGAAACUACUAGCUGGUGUAGCGGAUCAAACAAAAGAUGGGUUGAUAUCAUUCAUAGAGUUCCAGGCCUUUGAAGCAAUGCUCUGCUCUGCUGAUGCUACUCAUAUGGUAGCCUUUCAGCUGUUUGAUACCAAUGGAUCAGGAUUUGUCUCAUUCAAUGAAUUCAAGCAAGUUUUUAGUCUCACAGAGGUGUUCCAGAGAAUCCCAUUCAACUUUGAGUCCAGUUUUGUCAAACUUCAUUUUGGAACAGAGAAGAAGAAAGAGCUGAGCUUUGUGGAAUUCACACAGUUUCUUCAUAACUUGCAAGAGGAGCAUGCGAUGCAAGCCUUUGUCAAAAUGGAUAAGAACAAUGUAGGCAUGAUUUCUGCAUUGGACUUCAACAAACUCAUGACCACCAUCUUGGGUCACAUGCUCACCGAUUACGUCCAAGAUAACCUUGUCACAGUUGCAGGAGGAGAGACCAAACAUCUUGUCAGCUUCCCUUACUUCAAUGCUUUCAUCAGUCUACUCAAGGACAUGGAACUAAUGCAGAAAAUCUAUGAACACAUCACCAAUGGCUCACACACACAACCUGUUACAAAGGAGGAGUUUCUUCAUGCUGCCCAGCAAUAUUCUCAGAUCACCCCUAUGGAGGUAGCUAUUCUCUUUCACAUAUGUUGCCUGGAGGAAUCAGUAGGUCUUCAAAGAAUAUUUAGUCGAGAAAGUCGAGUCACGUUUGAAGAUCUGGUGAAGAUCACGCCGCCGACUGACGUCAUCAGCAAACUACAGGUGUCACAGCCCAAGGAGAAGGUGGAACGUACAGCUCUUCUAUCUGUAUUUGAGUCCAUGUACAGAUUCACUUUGGGUGCUAUAGCAGGAGCUACCGGAGCGACGGCAGUAUAUCCCAUUGAUCUGGUCAAGACUAGAAUGCAGAACCAGAGGAGUGGUCAGAUGGUCGGUGAACUCAUGUACAAGAACAGCUUUGAUUGCUUCAAGAAGGUCAUUAGGCAUGAAGGCCUCUUUGGUCUCUACAGAGGUCUUCCUCCUCAGCUGAUAGGAGUAGCACCAGAGAAAGCUAUCAAGCUAACUAUGAAUGACUUUAUGAGAGACAAAGUCAGGAGAAAGGACGGCACAUUUCCAUUCUGGGGAGAAAUGCUCGCAGGAGGAUGCGCUGGUGGGUCACAGGUUAUGUUCACCAAUCCCUUGGAGAUUGUCAAGAUUAGGCUUCAAGUAGCUGGUGAGAUUCAGACAGGUCCCAGGGUAUCGGCCAUCACUGUUCUGAAAGACCUUGGUCUUUUGGGACUCUAUAAGGGAUCAAAAGCCUGCUUCUUACGUGAUAUCCCAUUCUCUGCGAUCUACUUCCCAUGUUAUGCUCAUCUAAAAAAAUACUUUGCUGACAAAGACGGUCACAACUCGCCAGGUUCACUCCUUGUUGCUGCUACAAUUGCUGGUGCCCCUGCUGCCUACUCUGUGACGCCAGCCGACGUAAUCAAGACGAGACUGCAAGUGGUAGCCAGAGGAGGGCAGACCACCUAUUCAGGAGUGAUAGAUUGUGCUAGGAAGAUCUACAAUCAAGAGGGUUUCAGGGCAUUCUGGAAAGGAGGACCAGCUCGUAUCUUCCGUUCAUCCCCUCAGUUUGGUGUCACCCUGCUAACAUAUGAACUUCUACAGAGAGCUCUACCAUUGGACUUUGGAGGAAGCCGACCGGAGGGAUCCCAGGUGAAGGAAUCGCAUCAUCCUGCUGAUCUACCCCCAGUCAAUCCUGAACAUAUCGGUGGUAUGCAACUAGCUGUAGCAACCUUCUCUGGUGUCGAGACAAAGUUUGGUCUCUUCCUACCGAAAUUCAGAAACCUCCAAUCGCAAGCAACCUAGGAGAACUAUAGGAAUAAGCUUUUUAUCUUAACUUAAACCCAGCAUAGAGCUGGUUAUAUAAUACUUUUCAAAAAAGUAUGAAAUGAAUAUGAUAUGAUGCAAGUUUGUUUCCUUUCGGUAAAAAGGCAUGAAGGUUGGCCGUUCACGUGCGUGUUGUAUAAGAAUAGAGUAUAUACUAUAUAUUGAUCUUUUAUAUACAAAGUACACCUUAAAAAGGGGUUAUACCGGAGAACAGUCAAGAUAAAUGCUUUUAUAGUCAAGUGUUAUGAAAAAAGAUCAUAAUGAAUUCAUUCUAGUCAUAGAAUACAUGGUGUUAAAGCAGUCUUUGAUGAAGUUCAUGAAAAAUGAAAAUGACGCCAAUGAAAGAAGAAACAUCUUCUCUCGUUAUCAUCCAUGCAGAAAUUGAAUUGAAUAUAUAGCAAGGCAAGUUAAUCAUAAAAAUUAUAUGCCAUUGCUCUACAUUAAUGCCAGGAGGAUAUUUCAUAAAGCUGCUUGUAGAGUUACAAACAUUUUUACGCACUACUUAAACAUGUUUUUCUCUGCUUAGACAGCUAUUUAGGGGAUAUGUCAUUGUGCACAAGGAAGGGUCAUGAGUUGUUCGUAAAGUCAUUCAUAUAUGUAACUCAUGGAUAGCUUAUAGAAAUGACCACCUGGGCCCCGCAACACAAAGGUCAGCGAUUUAUCAUAUGCUUGAUAUUCACGAUUGAUUGUGUAUUGUAGUCUAUGCAAUCGAUCGUAGAAAAAUGUUCUACGAUCAUUGCUAACCUUUGUGUUAUGGGCCCCAGGUCUCAGUUGGCCUAGGGUGACCUUGCAGAGCCUGUUGACACAUCACAUCUUCCAUAUUUCACGAUCUCUCUUGAGAUACAAUCUCCGACUUCUUCUUCUGUGCUGGUGCAGCCCGCCCCUUAUUAUAUGAUUUCUUUGAUUCCCUACCAGCAUCCUCACCCUUCAAAUUUUGUUAAGUGGGGAAAUGUCAGAUGUGUUGAAAAUUUUCAAAAUUUGUAAACCCAUAGGCAAAUAGACCAAGAAUAGAUGGCAUCACAUGAUCACCGAAGGGGCACUUUAAGGAAGGUCUGGUUGCGAUGUUCUUACUGUUAUCGUACGGAGAUAACAAGGCCAUUGUUUGACUUCUGCACAAAAUUUGUAGGAAAUUUGGAUAUUUAAAGAUUUUUUCAUAGUUGUCAUGUGGAGAAGACCGUAAGGAUAUUGCACUGUUCUUGGUAGAGCCUUAGUACGGCCUACCCAAAUAUGGGGGGGCAUUUCAUGAAAGUUGACUUAUUAAAUUGACAGUGCUGACGAUUUCAGUAAAAUCCUUGGGUGUUGAUUGGCUGAGAAGCACUGACCUCUGAUUGUUACUAUGGUAACUGUUGGAGGAUGACAACCUUUCAGUGCAGACAACUACCAUGACACAGUCCCUUGGUCCACGAAAGAAGUCGGCACUAUGCACAUAGAUAAUGUGACCACACUGGUGUAAAAAAAAAAAAAAAACAGAAGUAAGGUUACCAUGCAUUAUCUGCAGCUAAACCACACCUGAGCGUGGCCAGUAGAUCCAUACUACCAUACCAGGACUCUUGGACAAUACAGGGCAUAUUGCAUGUGAUUGAAGUUAUUCAUGGUGAUGAGUUUGUGGAUAGUAUGAAUAAGAAUGUCAAACUGACAUUGUGAAUGUAUGCAGUUAUUUCAUUUUUGAGAAACAUUUCAAAUGUCUGUGUUUUAAACGAUUGAAAGUUUGAUUUGAAGGCUACCAAUUGAGACUUGUCCGAUUGUAUUUAGGAUAAAGUCCAUGAAAUAUUAGAGUUUGAUUUACCUUUUAAGUCAUUCAUGUCAAGAAUCGUUUAAGGUUAUAUAAACUUCCCUAAAACUGCAGUGUUUAAUUCAAAAUUGAGUUUAGAAUAGGCUUGUAUUCAUCACUUUUUCAGCAUUAGUCACAGAGCAGCAAGGAUAGUCUGAAAAUUUGAGCUACAAAGUUUCCCAACUAUUUUACCCCCUUAAGAACAUGACUUUGAGAGUCCUGCAAGGCUGGUCCUAUUCUUUGGUUUUUCCCUUCCAGUCUGCUCAGAGACUAGAAAAUAUUGGCCAAACAGAUUGUUUUUCACCUCCUACAACCUCCACUCCCUAUGUUCUAUAUAUGUCUUCAUUGAGUUGAGAUAUAUCUCCCUCUGUGAAGUCAGUAGGAUUAAAUUCUCGACUUGAUAAAGCAAUUUUCACUUAUUUUUCAAUGGUAAUGCAUAUAUAUUCCAGGUGGGAAGUCAGUACGUACUUUUGAUUAAUUUGAUGUUUGCCAAUCUAUGCAGCUGUAAUGAGGGUUAUGUGGUGUAGUCUUGCCAUGUUAUUGUCUGAAUUAGAUCAAUUUGCUCACAUUGACACAGAGCAAUUUGUCAAUCAUUUUUUUGUGAAUGGUUUGGGCGUUACUGUAGUAUAAUUUCCUAUUUGACAAAAUGAUUUAGUUUGAGUACAUAUACACAGAUAAUUUCUGUUCUGCUUAGAAAGGGCUUACAGAGCUUUUCAUUGUCAUAUUGGCCAUAUUUCACUUAACUGACAAUAUAGUGAGAUUGAAGGCACAUUUGCAGCUUAAAUAAUUUUCAUAUGUCUCCUCUAUUUCUGUAACUCAGUAUAUUUUUGAUAUUAUUCAAUUAAUUUCAUUUUUAUCUUAUUUUUUAUAUUCUUAUUCUUAUUACAAUUAUUAGAGGUAAGGGUAUCUGUAGAAUUUGAAUAUUCAGCAACUUUUUUCAUUUUUCUUGGAAGUUAGAAUAAGGUCCUCAUAUUUGAUGGCAAAUAUUUUAUCCAUAAAGUAGGGAUCAAUUUGUAGCUAAAUGGAAAAAAAAUCAUCAUUUUAUCAAAAAAUAAUAUAUGAAAUUUGCAUUGAAUUUUGAUUUUUAAGUCAUGGUUGAUCCUUUCUUCGAAAGUGCCAUCUUGUAAAUCAUGUUGAAAUCUAAUUGAUCAAAAAGUAAUUGUGAAACGAUCCCGGGGAUGUGUUUAAUAUGGUGAUAUUGAUAUGAGCUUGGGGCUUGAUUUGAUUAAUUGUAUUGAAUUAAGGCAUAAAGUGCUUGCGUGUAGAUAUAUAUGAAAUUCUAUAUUUUAUUAAAAACUAAGGUCACAAAUUAGCUGUUUUUCCUUAUUUUUGUUAUGAUAUAUUUAUCAAAUUUGGGCUUAUUUGGUGUUAAUGCAUUUGAACAAUUUUCAUUGGUCAGCACUAUUGUACAAAUGCUUAUAAAUUAUAUCUAAUGAACAAUGGUGGAGGUAGACUAAGGAAUACAUGACAAACAUGUUACCCAGUGCUUGUUUUCAAGGUUCCAUGACACUUGCUCCGGCGACAAUUGCUACGAAGGAAAAUCUGCACAAUAAGCCAAACAUAAAAUUUAACCUCCAUAAGUAAACCCUGAUCCUUACCUUUACAUUAUUCUGAACAAAAAAAAAACUCAGUCGUAACUUUAAAGCUAUGCCCUCUGAGAUAUGAGGACCAGAGCAAAUGUUGCAGGAGAAAAUGUUGUGUCAUUGCUUUGAAUUUCAUUUUCCAUCAAUGUUGUAUUCAAGUAAAUCUCACUAAUAUUCCUCAAUUUCAGAUAUUCAUGUUUCCUUUUAUUUUGUUUUCUAAUAGCAUCUUGAAUACUUGAAAAUUAUCAUCGCUAUAAUAAUAAUAAUCAAUCUGGGAUGGAAUAGUUGCCCCUCUUGUACAGAAAUAUUGAAAAUUAUAUUAGUUGCAUAUUGAUGUAACUGAGUUAUAAAUGUUAUAUUUCUGCAUGCAUCCUGCAUUCAUUGCAUAUUGAUUCGUAGUAUGCAAAACACCUUGAUUCUCUAUUUGUGCCAUUGAAAUUAAUUUGUUAGCGGGAAGCCUCCUAACUUGAUCCUGUUAUAGUGUCUAAUUGAUUUUGAUUAUAACGUAUGUGGUUAUAGGUAUUACUUACUCUUCUAUCUAAUAAACAGUUAUGUAACAUGUAUUAAUGAGAACUGUUGCAAGGCUAGCACUAUUGCAAAGUGAGUUCCCACUUCUACUAGUUCUAACUUUUGUCUUCAUAAGACAUGAAAAUGAUUUUUGACUUGGAUGAAGUUAGCAUUCAAACAAAUAUGAAAUAAGGUUGUUUUUAUUGAUGCGUUGCAAAUAGUUUAUUUGCAAUAGAUUACAAAUUUGCCACUGAAAUUUUACAAUUUGCAAUUAAUAUCAGCUGUAACCAGUCAGUUCAAUCUUUCAUUUGCAAGAAGAUUGUUUGACUUAUGAUUGAUUUGGGACCCAAAAUUGAUGUUCAAUUCAUUGCAAGUAAUGAAGUGCUGACAUUGUCAUGUCUGCUGUUGUGGUUACUGGUAAUAAACAAUAACCUCAUGCCUGA
Molecule: messenger RNA, 6410 nt
Organism: Lytechinus pictus (painted urchin)
Lineage: Eukaryota; Metazoa; Echinodermata; Echinoidea; Temnopleuroida; Toxopneustidae
Product: electrogenic aspartate/glutamate antiporter SLC25A13, mitochondrial-like
Exons: 17
Coding region: 25-2085 (686 amino acids)
Biological process (GO): aspartate transmembrane transport; L-glutamate transmembrane transport; malate-aspartate shuttle
Molecular function (GO): calcium ion binding; L-aspartate transmembrane transporter activity; L-glutamate transmembrane transporter activity
Source: RefSeq, a predicted model, not a curated record